AUGUCAGUUCCGUUGAGAAUUCUGAGAAAGACGUGGAACGAAAAUUUAAUUCUUGAACGAAAUAUAUUCACCCAAGUGCUAAGGGGGAAGGUAUAUAAAAGUAUAGGAAAAUAUGGAAAGAGAGAAAUUUGUAGUAGUGGUAUCGGUGGCAGCAGUGGUGGAGUCCCUUUUCUGCUUUGCUCGAAAAGGAAUAUACACAUUUCUAGAAGAUGCAUGAACCAGGAUCCCUAUACUGUAUUGGGUUUAUCGAGAAAUGCCACAACAAAUGAUAUAAAAAAACAAUUUCGUCUGCUGGCAAAAAAAUAUCAUCCAGAUAUUAAUCCGUCCCCAGAUGCAAAACAAAAAAUGGCUAGUAUAACGGCAGCAUAUGAAUUAUUAUCUGAUCCGAAGAAAAAAGAAUUUUAUGACAAAACAGGAAUGACAGAUGAUAUGCAUUAUGAUCAACAAGCAUCAGCCUCGGGAUCAAAUUUUGAAGGUGCUUUCUCAGGAUUUGGUGAUGCUUCAUUUAUGUUUACUGAUUUUGCAGAAAUGUUUACAAACAUGGCAGGCUCAAAAACAACAUCAACCAGGGGAGAAGAUAUUCAAACAGAAAUUACACUCAAAUUUAUGGAAGCAAUAAAAGGAUGCGAAAAAAAUAUUCGCUUAAAUGUAAAAGUAUCAUGUAAUAAUUGCAAUGGAUCUGGCAAAAAGCCAGGUACAAAUUUAACCAUAUGUAAAGUAUGUAACGGUUCAGGAAUUCAAAGAAUAGAAAGAGGUCCAAUAAUUAUUGGGGUUCCUUGUAGAAAUUGUUCUGGAAAUGGGCAAAUUAUUAAUAACCCUUGUAAACAAUGUUCAGGAAGUGGUGUAAAAUUUCAAACGAAAAAUAUUACUUUGGAUAUUCCACCAGGAAUUAAAAAAGGAAUGCAAAUGAGAAUACCUAAUCAAGGGCAUUCAGGAUACAGAGGAGGGAAAAAUGGACAUUUAUUUGUUACUAUAAAUAUAGAACCACAUAAAAUUUUCAAAUGGGUUGAUGAUAAUAUACAUGUAGAUGUUCCAUUAACAAUUAAGCAAUGUCUUCUUGGUGGGGUAAUUAAUGUACCAACAUUGAAUGGUGAUAUGGAUCUUCUCAUUAGGCCAAAAACGUAUCCCAAUUCAGAGAGGGUAUUAAAAGGAAAAGGGCCAUGUAAAGUAGAUUCACACACAAAUGGAGAUUUGGUUAUAAAAUUCAGUUUGAAAAUUCCUGAAAAGUUGACACCUAGACAGGUAGAAUUGAUUGAGGAGUUCAACCAAAUUGAGCUCAGUCAAGCCAAUUCGUAUAACAUGGCAGGUAGAGGAGACACGUCCCAUAAGGUCAAUUUUGAUGGUGUCGGCAGAGGUGGCAGUAGCAACAGUAGCAGCAACAGCAGCAGCAACGGCAGCAGCAACAGCAGCAGUAACAGCAGCAGUAGCGGAUGUGCUGCACGAACAGCUGGAACUGCCAAGGGGGAGAAGAAGAACGUGCCGGAACCUCCACCCAUACCAGAGAAGAAAAAUAGUAUAAACAAUUGUGAGGGAAAAAACAAUUCGAAUGUGCCAAUCCCACCUCCUCCUCCAAAAUCUACGAGACAGAAAACAAAAGAACAGAACAGUGCUGGAAAUAAGGACACCAACUUGCACAGAAGUAUGAACAGAACAUACCCAUCUGACGAUGGGAAUGUUAAAUGUAUGGACGAAUCCAGUUAUAGAACUAAAAUGAAUAUCAAUGUGAACACGAACAAGUUAGGGAACUCAUCCCGUAAAUUUGAUAGCGAGGUUAAUGAAGACAAAUCAUCUCAUCCAGGUCCCUACCAUAGUCACGUAACAAAUAAUGAUAACAAAUUAGACGAUUUUCAUGAAACUGGAGUGACUGAUGAAAGAAGAGACAAUUCUCCUUCUACCUUUUCUUAUGCCAAGAAGUGGAUAUCGGAAAAAUUAAAACCAAGAAAUUAG
This is a messenger RNA of Plasmodium gonderi, 1947 nucleotides long. RefSeq names its product chaperone DNAJ protein. Gene Ontology annotation, molecular function: ATP binding; heat shock protein binding. The record is from RefSeq and is a predicted model, not a curated record. Bases 1 to 1947 code for a protein of 648 amino acids. The transcript has a single exon. Gene Ontology annotation, cellular component: cytoplasm. Lineage: Eukaryota; Apicomplexa; Aconoidasida; Haemosporida; Plasmodiidae. Gene Ontology annotation, biological process: protein refolding; response to heat.